GCUGUUCGUGAUGCAGACUUUACCGACACCUCCUCCGAGGAGGACGAAGGGAUCGGCGAUGCUCUGCCGAUUGAGGAAAUACCGGAAGAGAUCGAGAUCGAAGACGAUGCGUUCGGAUAUGGUUCCAGGUCCUUGAAUCCACGUGACUUCCGACGUGACCUGCGAGCUGACCUUGCAAGUAGCCUCAACUCCAGUACAGACAUGGACAAGGAGUGA
Molecule: messenger RNA, 216 nt
Organism: Symbiodinium necroappetens
Lineage: Eukaryota; Dinophyceae; Suessiales; Symbiodiniaceae
Source: the annotation of a GenBank genome assembly